GUAAAUAUGGUAAAACCGGUACUGUCGGCCUACUUUUGAUGUUAAUUAGCAUUCCUCUACACGAAGAUGACGAAGACGUAACUUGUGUAAGCUCAUUACUGUUUCCGAGCAAUAAUUUAGACUCGGCUAUACACAUAAAAAAUUUAAUAACACAUGGCUUAGAAGAGAAUUGAACUCGUGCUUUCUUUACCGCUUGGUUUAUGCGUCAUGCUUAGUUCAUAUCAUUGUUUGUAAUAUAAUUUCGAGCUUAGAAUAAUUUUUGGGACGGGGGGAAUAACUUUAUCAUGUCAACAACCUGAGGACGGUGGGGCUGAAUAAAUAUUUCGUCAUGAUGCAAUGAUGCAACAAUUUCACUAUUGUAAUUGUCAUUAUGGCUUACAAUAUCUCGUGUACUAGAGCAUGGUUUAGGAGAUUAUUCUCCUCUUUGGAAAGACAAAUUCUACUCCCAAAGCAUAAUACUCGAACACAUAGCAUCAGACGUUCUGCCACAGAUGAAAAAACGUCGUGUCAUUAUCAAGAUCUAUUGGGGAAAUACACUGUUAUGUCUGUUGGUAUUUUUCUUGGCUGGGUGUCAGGGCUUCAACUAUACAAAUGGUUGGUAAAUAAAAAUUUUAAACUAUUGCAUAAGAAUUAUGCAACUGUUGCUGAUAGAUCGAAAUCAAAACAGUUCAAUUUUGUUGCGGACGUGGUUGAGAUAAUUGCCCCGGCAGUUGUACAUAUUGAAGGCCUGGAUCGCAAGCGUAGUUUUAUGGGGUAUGGGACGUCAUCGGGGUCUGGGUUUCUUGUAUCCGAAGAUGGACUGGUAUUGACUAAUGCACAUGUCGUUGAGAAUAUGCACAGUGUUAAAGUAACAUUGUCAGAUGGGAGGUCAAUUGUUGGCGAAAUUGUUAAUGUUGAUCGAGCUUCAGAUCUUGCUGCUGUGCAGCUAAGGAAUCAGAGAAGGUACUGAAACUGCUUGUUUCAAUAACUUGGUGAAUCAUCAAACAUACGACCUGGUGAAUUUGUGGUUGUGAUGGGAAGCCCUUUGCGCCUCAGCAACACAGUCACAUCAGGAAUUGUAAGCACUGUUCACCGCAUUGGGGAUUUGAGGACAAACAUUGAGUACAUUCAGACAGAUGCAGCAAUAAAUGUUGGUAAUUCUGGUGGGCCACUUGUUAACCUGGAUGGCAAACUUAUUGGAAUCAACACAAUGACUGUUAAAGGUGCAGUUGGUAUUUCCUUCGCAAUUCCCGUCAACACUGUGAAGAAAUUUCUCAAGGAUACGGGUGGCACCAAGUCAGUGAAAUCAGCAAAGGGUUAUAUUGGCAUCCACAUGCUUACACUUACACCAGGCAUUGUGGAUGAGUUGAUGAGACGAAUUCCCGACUUUCCCAUUAUCACAAGUGGUGUGUUUAUACCGGAAGUGGUGUUUAACUCCCCAUCACACAGGGCGGUAUUUAUCCAGGGAUAUAAUAGUUAGAAUUAAUGGUGUUGCAGUCAGCAGUUCUCAGCAAGUUUAUGAUUUUGUGGCAAAAGGAGAACUUUUAAACAUUGAGAUAUUACGUGGAAAUAAACAUUUCAAGGCUGUUGUGCAACCAGAAACAGUUCGAUGAAUCACGAGGAAAGAUUUUUAAGAAUGAUAUCUUGAGACAAUUUCAAGUUUAAACAAGUCAAAAGCAGAUUUAUUGUGAACUAUUGUAGCAUUCAACAAUGAUAAGAUUGAUAUGUGACCCAAUUUGA
Molecule: messenger RNA, 1719 nt
Organism: Xenia sp. Carnegie-2017
Lineage: Eukaryota; Metazoa; Cnidaria; Anthozoa; Malacalcyonacea; Xeniidae
Product: serine protease HTRA1-like
Biological process (GO): positive regulation of apoptotic process; proteolysis; programmed cell death
Molecular function (GO): serine-type endopeptidase activity
Source: RefSeq, a predicted model, not a curated record